Molecule: messenger RNA, 2312 nt
Organism: Telopea speciosissima
Lineage: Eukaryota; Viridiplantae; Streptophyta; Magnoliopsida; Proteales; Proteaceae
Product: coleoptile phototropism protein 1-like
Exons: 4
Coding region: 449-2302 (617 amino acids)
Molecular function (GO): protein binding
Source: RefSeq, a predicted model, not a curated record
CAUUAUUUAUUCCGCCAUUAAGACUCUUUCUGCUUCCAUAGCUACCUCUUAUAAUUGAGGUAUAGGCGUGGCCAAAUUGGAGCCACCACCUUAGACAUCUACAAUCUCCUCCACUUGGGUAUAACUAAAUUAACCAGUUCUCCUCCUCUCCUCUCUCUCUCUCUCUCUCUCAACAUAUGUGCUCAAAGCACCAACUGUGCUGAAGGUGCCAAAAUGGCUAAACCUCUACCAUACAGGUCAUCCAAUCUAUUCAAACUAGAAAUUUAGAGAUGGGCCCAUCUCUUGAAACUUUAUAUAUAUAAAGUUUUUGGAUCAGGUGAGCUUUAAUCGUUCAGUAUUGAGAAGAGAAUUUUAGAUUUAACAUGUAAAGCUCUACUGAGGUAAUCUUUAUCAUUUCAUCAGUAUAGAAGAAACUCUAUUCCUUCAUUUAGAAAAAGUAGUCUAGUAUAUGAGGAAUGUCGGAUUCUUAAUUGGGUUCCUAUUAAAAGCAAGAGAGAGGCUGAUAGCUCGCAUUUUUUGUUUAAGCAGAUCCUUGGGAAUAAAGGGUAGUUCUGUUUAUGUUCUUACUGCUCAUGAUAUGGCUUCAAUGAGUUCAAUCGGAAAGGCAAACCUCAAGCAAGAAACUCGCAACAGUACUCAGUCAGUAUCUGGCUGGAAGCGUAACCACUGCAUCAUUUUCCCUGCCAAUGUGGGCAUGACCGCAGAAGCUUUAGAAAGAAGAAACAAGCGGUGGUUCGUUAAUAGUAACAUAAAGAGUGACCUAACUAUACAAGUUGGAGAAAGUAUCUUUCACUUGCACAAGCUCCCCAUGGUGGCAAGAAGUGGAUACUUGAAUAGGUUGGUAUUUAGGAACAGGAAUUCAAACUCUUGCCUGAACAUCCAACUAGACAACCUUCCUGGUGGCUUCCAGUCAUUUAAGCUAGUAGUCAAAUUCUGUUAUGGGUUAGCAGUCGACCUCACAGCCACUAAUGUUGCUCCUCUGUACUGUGCUGCACAUUUUCUGGAAAUGAAUGAAGAACUUGAACAAGGAAAUCUCAUUUCCAAAACUGAAACCUUUUUGAGCUUUGUGAUAUUUGCAUCUUGGAAAGAUACAAUUCAGAUCUUGAAUAGCUGUGAGUCCCUAUCUUCAUGGGCUGACAAGUUGCAAAUUGUGAGACGCUGUGCAGAAUCUAUUGCUUGGAAGGCCUGUACCGAUUCCCAAGCACUCAGUUGUGGUGAUGACGAAGCUCAGUGCUUAAAUGUUCUGUCUAACAACAUGAAGGACUCGAUCGAUAAUAACAAGGGUGGUGGUGCUGGUGGUGAUGGUGGUCAGACAGUAGCAGAAAGUUGGUGGAUUGAAGAUGUCUCACUCCUUAUAAUUGAUCAUUUCAUUAUGGUAAUUGAAGAUAUUAAGAGGAAAGGAAUGAAACCAGGUUUAGUUGGAGAUUGCAUCAGCCAUUGGGCAGCAAAAUGGAUUUCUCGAGUUAUAGUAUAUGAUCAUCUGGAUGUGGGACAAAGAGUUAAAAUUGAAAGUUUGAUUAGACUAAUUCCUACAGAGAAAAGUUCAGUUUCUUGCAAUUUUCUACUCCACCUUCUCAAGGUGAGUUUGAUGAUAAACAUUGAUCCCGCAUUGUUGUCAGAAUUAGAAAGAAGAGCAGCUGAAAUGUUGGAGAGUUGUUCUGCAGUAGACCUCGUGGUGAAGAAUUAUGGAGAUGCUAGCACUGUUUAUGAUGUGGACUUGGUAACUAGGGUGGUGGAAGCUUAUAUUGAUUUUGCAUCAAGUAAUACAACAUCAAGAAUAGUUGCUGUGGCCAGGGUAGUGGAUGAGUACCUAGCAAUAGUUGCAAGGGACAGCAAUCUUUCUGUGAAGAACUUUCAAUUACUUGCAGAAGCAUUCCCAGAAGAUGCCCGAUACUGCAACGACAAGCUCUACAGGGCUAUAGAUACAUACCUCAAGGCACAUCCUAGGCUGACAGAAGAGCAAAGAGUAACUGUAUGUAAAGCCAUGGAAUACCAUAAGCUUUCACUAGAAGCUCGGAAGCACACAAUGAAGAAUGAUCGGUUGCCCAUGAAUAUCGCUAUUAGAUUUAUCCUUUUAGAACAGGUGAAUAUAGCAAGAUUGUUGAUAGCUGAUGGGUCAGACUACCAUAGAACCAAGUCUCAGGCAUUUAUCAGACUGCCCAAAGGCCUAGGUAAGAGUGGGUUCGAGACUCAAACGGAGCUACAAAUCAUUAGGCAAGAGGUUGAGAGGUUGAAGGUGCAACUCAAUGAACUGCACUUGUGUAAAGCAGAGCUCCAAAGACAGGUGAACAGGGUAUUUUGAUAGAAGUUGU